AACCUAACUGGAGCAAGAACUACCAUCCAGAAUGGGAUUGUGGCAGCGUUCUCAGGACUGGAAGACACCAUGAGCCCGCAGAAAAGUAGAGCUAGCCCGAAGGUUUGACAGUCGUCAUUAAACAAACGCAAGAAUAAACUCGUUUGUAGACUAUUGCAACGCGGGAAGCUGAAAUACAGAACAUGAGUGUUAAAUCAUAUGGUUAGCGGAGUGCAGAACGAGGAGAAAGAGGAACUUGGCAGUACAGACUCUGAGAGACAAAAGGGCUGCAGUACAGGACGAAGCACCUUCCGAACUUGCAAAUACAACGUUUGAGAACAUUUUUUUUCCUUCUGAAAAGACUCAUAAUUGGCGAUUCUUGCACAGCUUGAUUCCGGGGGGCAAGCACAGCCAAGAACUCAUCCCUCUUUUCAUGCAGUGAAAUUCCGGUGGAAAUUUAAGAAGCAUCCGGAUCCGUAGACAAAAGAACGGGAAAGCCUGACAAAAAACCCUCUCAUGACCAGCUAGAAAACGGGGCUGCACAGCAUUGACAUAAAAACAAAAUCUACACAGGAGUAAAAACGAAAUGGGAAAAGGAGCUCUUCCUAGCCUGUAACAAUGUAUCCACUACACAGAGAAAGGGAGCAGCCGAUCUUCAGUUGCAGGGCUCACGUCUUUCAGAUCGAUCCGGCCACAAAGAGGAACUGGAUCCCCGCCAGCAAGCACGCUGUCACUGUGUCCUUCUUCUACGAUGCCACGAGAAAUGUCUACCGGAUCAUCAGCGUUGGGGGCACGAAGGCGAUUAUCAACAGCACCAUUACGCCCAACAUGACGUUCACCAAGACAUCGCAGAAGUUUGGCCAGUGGGCAGACAGCCGAGCAAACACUGUGUAUGGCCUGGGGUUUGCUUCAGAGCAGCAGCUGCAUCAGUUUUCCGAACGGUUCAAGGAGGUGAAGGAGGCGGCACGUCUUGCUCGUGAGAAAUCUCAGGACAAGUUUGAGCUGACCAACCCUGCCCUGAACAUCGCAGCCCCCCAGCUGUCUCAGCUGUCUCAGGACCUGUCUGAAGACCUGCAGUCCCCCCCAGUUCUUUGUGUGAAUGGCCCCGGAGAGGACAAGCUGUACCGCAGUCAGAGUGCCGAUAUCGAGCUCUCCUCCGAGAAGGAGCGCCUGAAGAAGAUGCUGUCUGAGGGGUCGAUCUGCGAGAUGAACUGGGAGGCGGAGCUCUUCACCCUGCAGGACAGCAACACCAAGCUGGUGGCUGCUCUGCACGAGGCCAACGCCAACGUGGAGGAGUGGAAGAAGCAGUUGGCGGCCUACCAGGACGAGACCGAGAGGCUGAGGGAUCAGGUGGCAGAACUAGAGGCACACAGUGGGAAGCACAGGCCUGGUGACAUUGGAAAAGAUGAGCUGGCGCAGUCCCUGGAGGAACUGGAGUCCCUGCUUAAAGCAAAGGACGAGGAAAUCCAGAUGCUGCAGACCAAGAAAUCGGACUUCAAUGAGCUCGAGCAGGAGAGAGAGGAGGCUAUUCACAGACUCCAGGAACUGGAAGUCCGGAACAUGGAGCUGGAGAGACGUGUCCAGGGGGCGGAGCAGACGCUGGCGAGCACCCUGGAGGAGCGGGUUCGGGCGGAGAGCGAGCUGCACAGGAUCAUCGACAUCCUGGACGUGAAGAUCUUCGACCUCAACGACCUGAGACAGAGCCUCACCAAGCUGAUCGACAAAUAGCCGCCUCUCGGCCGGCUCGGGGGGCGCCGAGGAGCUUGCUGGGACAGCCAGCUUUGGUAUAAAAGCACAACCUUUUUCUGGGGAGGAGAGGUGGAAGCCAUUGCUGUGAGUUCUGCUGCGAAGCACAUUAAUUAGCGAAAAACCAGUUAGCGCUAGUCAGCGUGGCACCUGUAGGACCCAGUAUAAACUAGAUCAGUGUUUCUUGGGGAUGUUUUAAAUUGUUUUCCUUUCAUGUAGUUUCACACUAGACUUCAGCAAGCUGUUAAGACUUAAGCUUUAGAGUAUUAAACUUUGGUCAGUAUUAUUAUUUUUUUUUGUGAGAGGUAAUGUUCAGGUUUGUUUGUUUUUUUUUAAAAAGGCAAAAUCGUGCUCCUUAGGAUUUUGAGCACCGGAUACUAAGGACAGUUGUCCUUCAGUACAGUGGCCAAUCUUUCUCUCUUUGCACAGUUGGACAGCUUGGAGGCUCUAGUGCCAGCAGGGUCGAAGUGAGCAUUACUUGAUCUGUUCCGCAUGAAGCUACACUUCUCAAUAGAGAAAUAAUGGAUGGAAUUAGUGUGGGGGGAAAAAUCAUGAAUUCUUCAACUUGUACUUGAAUGCCUUUUAUAGUUAAAGAUAUUGAUCUUGUUAGAUGACUAACACCUUAAAAUAAAUUGCCACUUUUAACUGGCUGCCAUUCACACUCGGAGAGAAGUGGCAAUUUUGAUACUUCGUUAACAGUGACGGCAAAAUCAACACCAAUUUUAAUGAACAAGUGCAGGAUUGUCAAAAUGGGUACUUUCAAGUGUAGGUUAAGAGGUGGUAGCUUUCAAACUGGAUGACACUCGUUAGGGUUUGGAUUGUGAGGAUUUUAAUGGGCUCCAUCUGUGAGGGAAUGGUUUUUGUUAAUUUAGAUUAAACAACAGUUUGAUAUAUGGGAAUGCAUGGUUUUUAAAUCUGUUGCACAUAGUGAACACCGAGAACUACAAUGAUGGGUAUAUACAUCUAUGUACCUUCUAGUUGAUCAUUUACAGUGAAUCAGUCUGUACAUACAUGAGAAUUUAAAACCUCACAAGUCUGUUCUUAUACGGUCUUUUUUCGCAAUGGUUUGAUAGAUUAACAUACAUCAUUAUUGCCUUUUAAUGCACACAAUUGAUUUUCUGGAAGUGUUAAUUCUUUUUGCACCAAAAAUAGAUAUUGCACAAUUAUAGUAUCAGUUAUCAUGUACAUACUUGACAUGUAUAGCAGAAUCGUGUGGAAGAAAAGCUGGGUGUACUUUCAAAUCAAGGCUGUUAACUGCUUCCCUUUGGAGUGUCCAGUUACAGAUUGCUAAGCGGCUUACUGUCUGGAAAAAGGGCUAUAAGGGUUCCUCUUGCUGCUUUUUAUAUCUGAAUCCGGGUGUUUUAAAGUCUUCUUUAACACCCCUUGUUUCCUUAGUCUUACUGGAGUCAAUAAUCGGAUCAACAGCCUUCUAAAAUGAAUACCGAGACAUAUUUUUACAGAAGUCUCACUGGAAAGAAGGAAGGAACACUGCAGCUCCGACUUUCUGACUUCUUUUUUCUUUUGAAAAGCUUGCAAAAAGCCUGUUGUACAGUCCUUCUACAUCAUCAUCAGCCACAAUGUGUCAGUGUCCUUCCACUUUUCGUGUUUUUUAAAAGGCAUCAAAUUUAAAAUGUUCUUUUCAACAAAAACUAAGUAUAUGGUGUUAACCCCAUCUAGUAAUACCAAGAGUUCUCCUGAUUAAAGUAAUUGGCUUGACAAGUUGGAAAAACAGGACAGUUCAAAAUGGCUGUUUAAUAUCAUGGACUGAAUGCUGAAACUGAGAGUAUGAGAAGCCAUUAUCGGGUGGUAUGUACUGAAAAAAUAAAAUGAAAUGUGAAGGAUUUUUUUGUUUUGCUAUUGCUAUUUGUUAAAAAUAUCGGCACAAUCAGACAUUAUACAAAGGGCUUUAAAAAAAAAGGAAACUUUGAUAAAUCCUGGGGAAAUAAAUUCUAAGAAGAAAAAUGUCUAAAGCUGAAUAUAGACCCAUACUUAUAAGGCUCCUUCUUGAACCCAUAUGCUUUGCAGUUCACUCUGGCAAUGCAACCCAAAAGUCUAGUGUUUUAGGUUCAGUGCUGGUGAUGUGUGAUCUCUUGGCAUUGUCACUUUGGUGCCCAACAUGAAGUGCUUUAUGAAAGAGCAGAUUUCUGUUGCGGACUCUGGCGUUUGUGGCCAACGCUGUGCUAUCUGUGUGGUAAAUGCACUGCUACACACCUUGCAUGGUACUUGCAACAGAGCCCACUACUUACCAAAGAUGCAGUUCUAGAAAGAUUACAGCAACCUGUUUGGAAUUGAAUCUUCCAUGUGCGAUUAUUUUCCUUGCUCUUUAAAACUGGAACGUUAUUAAUCUUCCAAACGAAAUACUUUUGAAACAAAAUGGUAUGAUGGUACAAAAGUUGAUGGUAUAGUGUCUUUUAAUAUUUCUAGCAGGAUCAAUCUAUUAUUUAUUUAGGUUACACAGUUUAUAUAUAGCUUUUCCAGUAUUGUCUAGAAUAUAUGAGCACUGUUAUAUUAAAUUACCUCAGCAGGCUGCUUUUAUCAGUUCCCUGUGCUGAGUGUUCUUAUGGUGUUCUCCCUGGGUAACAGUAUAGUUACUGUCAUUAUAAACUAAUGGAGAGAAGGUAAAACAAUUGACUGGUAAUGGAACCGUUUUUGAUGUGAGGUUGCCCGGUUUUCUUUUAAAAAAAGACCACAUAAUGACUUUCAUCACGGCAAUCAAGCACAAUCAAAUGGAGCUACAGUGUUAAAACUGGUUCCGAUAGACCGGCUCAUUACCACCUGUAUUAAAGUAUUAAACCCUGUGGUAUUUAUGCUCCCUGUUCAGAUCUAGUAAAGUUAUUGUACCUCAUUAACCUCUGUAAAGACUCAGCUUUUGCAGAGACAGUCUGCGUGGCAUAUUCAUAACCCCACCCACCUUUUUUGGAGGCCUCCCCCAGCCAGAUUAAAUGGUGCCGUUGGUAUUCAUAUGUGAGUGAAAUGUGCAAGAUUGAACAUGGGCCACUGUCCAAAUGUUCAGCUGGAUUUCACCUUUUAGUUGCAAAGCUUUUAACUGAGGGCCCGUUGUGAUGUUCAAGAACACAAAGCUAUUUGCUUUAAUUAAUUGGAACCCGUUGAUAGUAUGGAAGAUUGCUGUGAGUGAUCAGGGGAUAUUUCUUUUUCAAUUUCCAUACAUAAUUUUAGAAUGCAGUUUAGAGUAGUAAUGAAGUAAUCAUGACAAGUGCCAGCUGAUAGUUUCACACAUUUGUUAAGGGUGCAAGGUUCCUGUGGCAAAGAGUCCUGGAAUUGUGAACGUGCCGUUAGUGUCAUGAUACUACUCUGCUUCAUAGUGCGCCAGUAGUGACUGCAAGCUCAGAAGCAAUAUCUCAGUGAAAUCUGGUUUCUUCUUGAAUAUGAUCUUGCAUUGGUAUCACAUUGAGAUAUGGGAAGUUUUUACACGUGCACUGUGGAAACAGUGCUGCUCCUACAGUAUAUGUAAAGAGGUUAGAUUAUAAAGUUUCUGGGAUAAUUUGACACAAGUACCUUUCAGAAUCCCGCCUGAGGCAUAAUUGAGCACAUGCUGUGCAUUGUCUGCUUAAUGUAUAUUAUUCAAGUGACUUGAUGAAUGAUGACUACAAGUCAAAUAAAAAAGCAGGAUGACUAAAUGUGCUAGAUUCAUAAUUGCAGGGGGAAUCAUUUUAAGGAACCCUCAGACAAUUCCAAAACACUCAUCUCUAGCUCUCCUUCAUAUUUCCAGGCAAUUACUGAUGGCAAUGUGUUGAAGUGUUGUGUGCAGCUGAGAAAUGCUCAGGAUUGCAGGUUCAGAUCCAGGCUGUGCUGCUCAUCUGCUGUGGCUGUGUACCACCUAGUGGUGGCUAGAUUGUUGAUGUGUUUGAUUGAAGGGAAGUCUUUCAGUCAUAAUGGCAGAAUCACCUCUGGGUUUCUGAAGAUCUGUUCCUGGGAAGAAUGUUGAUUUGGGUAUGUAGAUCAUUUGAAAAGCAGAAACAUAUAGUAAUUCACUGCUUUUCUGUAUUUCCAAAGUAGAAUAGUGAUGUCUUACAUAUCAUAGUGUAACAAGAAUUUCCCCUCUCCUGGUUCAGAGCGGGAGAGAAAUAUUAGUUGUACCUGAUGCUGUGGAAAUGGAAUUUGCUACAAAACCUACCAAACUAAUUUUAAAACUGUUUGUAGUGCUUUCAGUCUAGUUGAAUUAAAGAGAAGGAGUGUACUUUUAGCUCUGCAAGAGGGUUUUUAAGUUCUAAGGUUUUUCAUGGGUGAAUUUGUUGGCUUAAUGCCAUUCGUAAUGCAUUAUACUUGUAAUGCAGGUUUACAGAAUAUACAUUCUGUUGCUGAAAAGACAGGACAGAAUGUAUAUUUUAUUUUAAUGUUUUGGUUAAACCACUACUAACAAGGCUAAGUGUUUACACACCAAGAUAUUGGGCCACUACACGAUGCAUUAUUUAUUCACUUUACUGUAGCCUGAAAUGCCUCAUUUGUGUCCAAAUCGAGCUGAGAUUUUAAACUGAAAGAACUGCUGUGGGCCUGCAGCAGAGAGGAAUCGCAGAGAUCUGACUGCCACUUCAGUAGUCUUUGUUUGGAAUCCUUUCCUGCACAUCCGUCAUCCUGUGUGGCAGGUAGCAGCUUUCCUUCUGAUAAAGAACAAAACGCCUUAGCUCUGCUUGACAAAGGGAACCUAGCGAAGACAGGCCUGACAUUUAUAAUCGGUAGUCCAUCUUCAGUGUCAAGAAGCAGUUCAGAAGUAAAAACAAAUGAAGAGUAUUUUUAUGCAUGUAUAUUAAAAAAUGUUCUAGGUACAAUUUCAUUUCGUGUAAUGUUUCUUCCUCAGCUGCAUUUCAUUCCAAUACAGAAUGUUUGACCUUGACAACAUUUUACAUAUGUCCAUAUACAUGUUGUUGUUUUUUUUCUUUUGCUUUUCAAGGACACAAAACAAAACCUCCUCUAAAAUCCCAGUGUUUAAAUGGGAAACUACAACUUACGUUGUGGCCCCUGAGGGUUCUGUAGGUGGUUUUCCACAAGCUUCUUUUUGAGUUUGGCAACAAACGUGGUGUUUUUAAGACUUUUUUCCCCCCCGUGUGACAGUGUAUUGUUUAGCUUAACAGGGGAAGAUGAAGUAGGUAAGUUUCUAGUGUUUGCAUGAGUAGAAACUGGACUCAUUCCCAUACUGGCAUAUUCUUAUGUGGGAUAAGAAUUAACAAUUUGAUUAAUCAAUAGAAGGUCUGUAGAACUUGCCUCUGUACAAAGAUUAUUUUUGCCUUGAUUGCCAAUAUACUAUUUAAUGAAUGACUGUUCAAUUUUCCUGUAUUUUAAUUAACAUGCAGACCUAUGCAAUUCUAGGCAUCGGCUUCUGUCGUACGAUUUCAGUCAAAAUUAAACUAAGUGCUGUAGUUUUUCUUAUAUAGAAUCAGUACUGUUUGUAGUUUUUGCAACGUUAAUGGAUGCUACUACAGCGAUGGCAGGAGAAGGGGGAGGGAUCACGUCAGAGUUUCAAUUUUGUAAUUUUUAAUGUUGGCUUUAAAUAAAAGUACAUAUGUACACCCUUUUAA
Messenger RNA from Lepisosteus oculatus (spotted gar), 7259 nucleotides. The record is from RefSeq and is a predicted model, not a curated record. Lineage: Eukaryota; Metazoa; Chordata; Actinopteri; Semionotiformes; Lepisosteidae.